Messenger RNA from Ananas comosus (pineapple), 2719 nucleotides. Its product is annotated as pentatricopeptide repeat-containing protein At3g26540. Gene Ontology annotation, molecular function: protein binding; RNA binding. Bases 1 to 2133 code for a protein of 710 amino acids. Lineage: Eukaryota; Viridiplantae; Streptophyta; Magnoliopsida; Poales; Bromeliaceae. The transcript has a single exon. Gene Ontology annotation, biological process: RNA modification. The record is from RefSeq and is a predicted model, not a curated record.
AUGGCGGCCUCCGCCGCCUCUUCCUCCUCCUCCCUCCGCAGCCGCCUCCUCCACUCCACCACCACCACCUCCAUCUUCUCCUUCCUCAACUCCGGCGACCUCUCCGGCGCCCUCUCCGCCGCCGCCGCCGCUGCCGCACCGCUCCCCUCCACCGCCCUCCUCCGCCUCCUCCUCCUCUGCUCCCACCGCCGCUCCCUCCCCUCCGCGCUCACCGCCACCUCCCUCCUCCCACUCUCCCCUUCCCCCUCCUCCACCUUCCUCCUCAACCGCGCCAUCGAGACCCUCGCCCUCUGCGGCGGCCUCGCCCACGCUCGCGCCCUGUUCGACGAAAUGCCCCGCCGCGACGGUGGCUCCUGGAACGCCCUCCUCGCCGCCCACGCCCGCGCCGCGCGCCCCGCCGACGCCCUCGCCCUCUUCGCCCGCAUGCGCUCCUCCGGAAUCAGCCCUAAAGGCGUCACCUUUGCCUCCGCGCUGAGCUGCUGCGCCGACCUCUCCGACCUCUCCUUCGCUGCGCAGCUCCACGGCCUCCUCCUCAAGCUCGGCUUUGGCUGCAACAUCAUCCUCUGCACCGCCCUCGUCGACGUCUACGGGAAAUGCCGCGUUGUCGACGAUGCACGCAAGGCGUUCGAAUCAAUGCCGAGCCCGAAUCCGGUCUCUUGGAACGUGAUCAUUCGCCGGUACCUCGAAGUGGGCCGAGGAGACGACGCCAUUUUAAUGUUCUUUAGAAUGAUUCAGACGGGCGCCGUCGUGCCUUUGAAUUUUACCGUCUCUAACGCUCUUCUUGCUUGCUCCGAUCAGUCGGCGCUGAUCGAGGGGAGCUUGAUACAUGGAAUGGUUGUAAAGAUCGGUUACGACCACGAUGCUCUCGUCAGGAACUCGAUUGUUGAAAUGUAUGCAAAGUGCGGGGCUCUUCGCGAUGCUCGUAGACUCUUUGAUGUUUCCGGUGGAAAAGACGUUGUGUUGUGGACUUCGAUUGUGUCGGGUUAUGUGUCGCGCGGGAGGAUCAGCGAGGCGGAGGAGUUGUUCGAACAAAUGCCCGAGCGAAAUGUGGUGUCUUGGAAUGCAAUGUUCGCGGGCUACGCCCAAUGGUCUUCGUGGGAAAAGGUUUUCUAUUUGUUUCAUAGGAUGAGGAAGGAAACAGAAGAAAUAGAUCUCGUCACCCUCGGUUUGAUUCUGAAUGCUUGCGCCAACCUAUUCGAUCUCGAGAAAGGGAGACAAGUUCACGGCUUCGCUUAUCGGCGUGGCUUUUCCUUCGAUCUCUUUUUUAGCAAUGCACUCCUGGGAAUGUAUGCCAAGUGCGGGCGUCUAAGAAGCGCCGAGAUCUUAUUCUCGAAGCUGGGUCCUAACAGGGAUAGAGUUUCAUGGAACUCUCUGAUCUCAGGGUAUGAGCGCCAUUGCCGGAGUGAAGAGGCCUUGAACGCUCUCACCGUGAUGCAGUCGGAGGCUUGUCCUAAUAAUUCGACAUUUAGCUCAGCCUUAGCCGCUUGCGCGAACAUCUUUGUGCUCGACCAGGGGAAGCAAAUUCACGGGAACAUGAUAAGGAAUGGGUUCGAAAUCGAUGACAUAGUUAGGGCAGCAUUAGUUGACAUGUACUCCAAGUGCAGGUUGAUAGAUUAUUCAAUUAGGGUUUUUAAAGAGAGGCGAUCGGAGGAUGUGGUCGUUUGGAAUUCGAUGAUACUAGGGUGUGCUCACAAUGCGAGAGGUGAGUACGGUCUUGAGUUGUUCGAAGAGAUGAGAGGCCAUGGGAUUAAAGCAGACAAUGUUACUUUUGUUGGUGCUUUGCUUGCUUGCAUAAGCGAAGGGUAUGUUAACCUGGGACAAACCUACUUUAAUUUGAUGAGUGAAGAAUAUGGUAUUAUACCUCGCAUCGAGCAUUACAAGUGUAUGAUUGAACUGUUUGGCAAGCAUGGGUUCAUGGUUGAGCUCGAGGAGUUUGUGGAACGAAUGCCGUUUGAGCCAACUAUUGCGAUGUGGACCAGGAUCUUCGACUCUUGUCGAGAAUAUGGGAAUAGAAGGUUGGGGGAAAGGGCUGCGAGGUGCAUUAAUGAGUCUAACCCCUUAAAUCCGGUUCGAUUUGAGGUCCUUAAUUCUGAAUCAGAUUUGGCUCUGAGAGAAUCGAUGGAUUGCACGUAAAAACUAUGGAUCGAGGUCAAUUUCAGUGUAUAGAUUCAUCGAAGGGCCCAAAUGCGGAUAAAUAUGCGAUAGCUCAGGAAAAUUCCGGUGAGAUGAAGCUGCAGCAUUUUAAAGGAUUGUGCACCGCACACUUCUAGCCAUUCAUUUUAUCUCCAGCUUCAGGCCCACCACAUACAGAAGAUCAUCGAUGAGGGUGUAGCCUUCAUUAGCGGACAAAAGGGUCGUCCUUGUCUCGAAAAUCUCUUUAGUUUUCGAUCAAGAGCGCAAAACUUUCAAAUUUCGACCGAUUUUGGAGUGUGCUUAAAUGGCAAGUACCGCGCAUGAUUCUCGAAUUUGCAACUUUCACGGACAGUAGUGCGGAAGAUAGAAUCUGAGAGAUCUCGAAGGAAGCCGAUCAUGCUGAGGUACGAAGUAAGAAAGGUAACAAGAACAUAUGUUAUCACAACUAUCAGCAAACAAAGUCUAUCUGAUUAGUGCUAUGUCAUAUGAUAACUACAUUUUUCCAUACAUGUUUUUGUCAUUUUUGUUUUUGUGUACAAAUUUAGAAUCCUUUUAAGUGAUGUGACCAAAUGAACUAUGUUUGGUA